GAUCAAAACAAAACUACGGAAGAUGGCUUGAAAGUAGAACAGUUCUGCGGUUGCUUAGUUUAAAAAUAUCUGCAUUAAUAAUCGGUGGUGUGUGACAAGAGUAGUAAAUGAAGAAAUAUAUCGCGUUAUUCUAACUUUGUCUUGUGUCGAAGCACUUCUGGUUAUUGUCGGCUUGUCGUGUGCCGUGUGAUCUAUUGCAAUACACACCGGUUGGAAAACAAAAGUGUUGACGAAAAUAUGCGAAUACUCCGGAUCAUCCGGAAAAAGAGCAUUCUAAUGUGUAAAGUGUAGUAUUCGAGGUUGACAUUCAACACUUGCUGCUCAGUUGUCAUAUCCAUCAACAUUUUCUGUUUGAAGAAAAAAAAAUCGUAUAGUUCUUUUUCGCAUUAAACCUGUAGUAACAUUUCCCCCUUAUUGUUACGUGUAACUUUGAAGUGUCGGCAAAGAGACAAACUGAAGUGCCUGAAACUAUUGUUUUAUAUCGAUGCGUUCAACAUGUGCAAUGUUAUUUGUGUUGGCAAUAGUGAUGAAAAGUGCUACGGAAAGCAUAGUAGUGUGAAAUAGAUCGCCAUUCGAAUGUUAUAUGAACUAGAUUGUCAUACUGUUAGUAAUUUUUAUUGAGUGAAUUAAACACUUAGGGUGUCCAAGUUGGGACAAUGGCUGACAACAUAACAGUCUCCAUCAAAGUUCGACCUCUGAUCAAGCGGGAGAAAGAUACCAAGCUGCCGAAGUUAUGGCGCAUCCACGAAAAUACGAUCGCCCAAAUAGACGGAACCGGGGAACCGUUUGUGUUCGAUAACAUCUUCGAUGAAACCGUCUCAACUAGGCAACUGUUCGAUAAAGUAUGUCGCCCGAUCGUAGAAUCUGCACUUAACGGCUUCAACGGUACGAUAUUCGCGUACGGCCAAACUUCGUCCGGUAAAACAUACACAAUGAUGGGCGAUGAGCAGGAACUUGGAGUGGUUACAUUGACUGCGCGGGAGCUGUUCAAGAAGAUUGAAAACAGCAGGGAUCGCCAGUUUUUGAUUAGGGUGGGAUAUAUAGAAAUCUACAACGAGAAGAUUUUCGAUCUACUCGAUAAGAGCAAUGCUAAUCUCAAGAUUUUCGAUAACCAGUGUGGUGGGGAUGUAUUACUGAAUUACAAAGAAGUGAUCACAAAUUGUUCCGAGCAAAUCAUGCAGCUCCUGGAGGAGGGCAAUAAGGCGAAGCGUAUUGGUGACACGAACAUGAACGAGCGAUCGAGUCGUUCCCAUACGAUCUUCCGAAUAACUAUCGAGUCGCGAGAAAUUGGAAGGAAUCAAAACGAGGACAAUGAUGCAGUGCACAUAAGUACACUGAAUUUAGUAGAUUUGGCAGGAAGUGAGCGAGCGGACCAGACUGGUGCGACUGGAUCUCGCUUGAAGGAAGGUUCGCAUAUAAAUAAAAGUCUCCUUUCUUUGAGUUGCGUUAUCCAGAAAUUAAGUGAAAAUGCUGAUAACUUGAAGUAUAUCAACUACAGAGAUUCAAAACUAACACGAAUAUUGCAAGCUUCCCUAGGUGGAAACGCAGUAACUUCCAUGAUUUGUAACAUUACACCAGCUGCGUUGGAGGAGAGCUAUUACACCUUAUCAUUCGCUAUGCGAGCAAAAACCAUCAAGAACAAGCCUAAAGUGAACGAGGUAUUGUCCGAAGCUGCAAUGAUGAAACGUUUAGAACAGGAAAUCAAACGCCUUCAAGAGGAACUCAAAUCAGAACAAAGCAAAAACAGUAGAAUAAAGACUGUUGAGCUACAGAAUGCGAUUGAAACGAGGGCAAAUCAGAUUAUCAACUCGCAGGCUCACUUUCAGUUUGAUAAAUCCCGUCGUCGAACGUGGUGUCCGUCUAAUUCAGCUAUUCCCAAACCAACUGCGUAUACAUCAAUCGAUGCAUACUCAAUGCCCCCUCCACCACCAUUCCUCAAUUCAGUUAGCAGUCUAACACCAUCAUCUGCUAGUGGAGAUGAUACAUCGCCCACAAUACGCCCUGAGCUAGCAAACCACUGCUAUCCGGAUAUUUUGGCGAGAAAAGUACGAUCCACAACACCGAAUCGACAAUAUUUGGCGAUUAAUCCAUUCGAUGCGGGUGACGAGUUUAUACCGGGUGAGCUAGCGGAUUUCGGUGAGGGAUCCCCUCAAAGACUUGCCAGAGAUAUCCACACUCCCCUUGCAUUGAAGAACAAGCGAAGAUCACGCAGGUCAUCGACGGGCGAUUCUCCGGCGAAUUUCAUCGAUUACGAAAAUAGAUGCAGGGAACUGGAGCAAGAACUUCGUGAACUACAGGAAUUCACUAACCUGGAAAAGAACCUUGAUUUGGCUAACAUCAAGCAGCAACUGCAAUCGCAUGAAAAUAUCAAAGAUACGUUGAAGUUGAAGGCGGAUCGCGCUGACGAGAUCGAGGAACGAUGUAAAGACUUCGAGAUCGAGCUGCAGCAGAAGCGCGAGCAAAUCUUCGACAUGGAGAAGGAGCUGAUUGUGGCACGCAAAGAGCGCGAGGCAGCCGUGAAAGAGGCCGAGCACUGUCGCAAUCUGCAAAGCAGUGUCCAGGUCGAGUACGAACUGUUCCAGCAGCGUGCCAAAAAUCGCGAGAAAGAGCUAAUCGAGUCACUCCAGGAGGCAAGAUCCAGUGGUGUUGCCAAGGGCGGUGACAACCACAAAUUGUUGGAUGCUACCAGAAAAGAGCUCAAACAGCUCGAGGUACACAACUACGAAUUGCAACUGCAGUUGGAGCGAUGUAAUGUAGAGCUCGAUCAACUGAGAAAAGCCAGUCAGGAACAGAUGGGAAAGCUCCGAAAGAUUGACGAUGUGCUGGCGAAGGACGUCGCUAGGAAGGAUGCAAAGCGGCUGUUUCGUGUGGUGAUGAAACUGAGGGCAAUCCUGGCGGAUGAGGAUUUGCUACUGAUCAACACCAGCAUCGAUUCGGAUGAGAUGCUGGACAAUUUAGGCGAUUCGAUCCUGAACGAUAGCCUGGACCGUGAUUCUCCGACCAAAAUAGUACUCACUGGUGUAGCGGGUCAAACGAACGUAAUCCAUGAGAAUGGUAACAGUCAAAUGCUGGACAUGGAUAUUCUAAAUGGAGAACUGCGAAAGAAGGUAAAGACGCUGGAAGACAAAAUCUGUGAGAUGAAAAAACUCCUUGAGAAAUACGACUACGAUUGCCGUAAGUUAGAUGAGAAAGAGAGACAGAUGGGAGAACUCGCGAAACAAGUUGAAUAUGAACAAGCGAAAGCAAAAGAGUUACGGAAAAUGCUUGAAGCCAGAAACACUGAGUUCGAUAAGCUCACUGCCGAGUAUGAUGAGCUUUCGACGCAAGUAAUAGACAAUAUUCAGGACAUGGACAAUUACAGAAGUCAAAUCGAAGAGUUGGAAAGUAAACUGCUGCAAUCAUCUUCGGCCACUGCAAAACUCACCGAAGAGCUAGAAUCGCUAAGGGAAACCUCAUCAGAACAGGUCAAGAUAAUACUGAGCAAAACCAUGAAAAUUGAUGAACUAGAGGUUACUUUGGAACGAUCAUCGGUAAUAAUAGAUCAACUGAAUGAAGAUUUGGAAUCAAUUAGAAAAAAGUCCACCGAUGGAUCUGAUGUGGUGCACGAAAAGAACAAAACUAUUCAGCUUCUCGAGCAGAAGCUGGAAGAUUCUUCCGGUAUGGUGGCCAAGUUGAACCGUGACUUAGAAUCACUUAGAAAAAUAUCAGCAGAUGAGAUUGAGAUAUUGAAGGGAGAGAACAAAAUCAUCCGGAACCAGCUUGAAGAGGUUAGUGGUCGAAUCAUUGCUCUGGAGACAGAAUGUGAAGCUUUGAAGAUGUUCAAAACUAAGUAUGAAAGCGCUGCAAUCCAAAUUGAAAAUUUGGAAAAAUCCACUGGAGAACACAGCAACGAAAAACGAUUGCUGGAACAAAGAUUAACGGAACUGAGCGAUUUGCGACAACAGUUGGAUUUUCUCAAGACAAGAAAUAACGACUUGGAGGAAGCAAAAAUAGAAUUGGAGAAAAAGUUGCAAUAUGCUGAAAUAGAACAGGAGAAGCAGGGACUGCUGAAAACACACAUCGAAGAGCAGCAGCUCAAGUUAAGUCAGUUGUAUGGCGAAAAUCACGAUCUGACCGUAGCUGUUCAGGAGCUUUCUGCCAAAAUUGUUUCGUUGGAGGAACAGAUGGUGAAGGAUGAGAACGAAUCGAUCAAUGACUCAAUCCGAUCCAAACACGAUUCAACUCUCCAGGCGUUUGAGGAAGCUAAUCCAAGUUUACAACAGAUGGAGGCCACUGUCAGGGCCUUGGAGCAAGAAAAAGAACAACUGUUACGACAGUUGACUAAAGUCCAAGAGGGGCAUGAUGAUCUGGCGACAAAACAUGAGGAUGCAAUCGAAAGUCACAAAUCCCUUAGAGCCGAACAGCAAAAUAUGGUGGCGGAGCUCGAGAAAAAGAUUGAACAGCUAAAUGAGCAGAAUGAUCAAUUGCAAGCAUCCAAACUGGAACAGGAAAGCUUUUUUCAAAGUCUUUCCGACAAGUUCAAUGUGCUGGAAAAAGAAAAGUCGGACUUACUGGAGCAAAUUAAACUGAUUAGAGAAGACCUGGAAUGCAAACUGAACCAGGCGGACAGCAACAAACUUGAAUCACAAGUAAGCUUACAAAAAUCUCAAGAAGAGCUCCAAUCGAUAAUUGAAGAGAAAAAUCUUCUUGUGCAGCAGAUCGAAUCAAUUAAGCAAGAGCACCAAACUAUGAUGGCGGAACUCAGUAAACAAAUUGAACAGCUGAAUGAGCAGAAUGGUAAAUUACAUGAGUCCAAAUUGGAACAGGAAGGUUCCUUACAACUACUUUCGCACAAGUUCGAUGCUCUGGAAAAGGAAAAAUCGGUCUUACUGGAGCAAAUUAAAAUGGUUAGAGAAGAAUUACAAGCAAGUUUGCAAGAAUCUCGAGCAGAACUUCAAUCAAUAAUUGAAGAGAAAAAUCUUCUUGUGCAGCAGGUCGAUUCACUCAAGGAAGAAGUCCAAACUGUGUUGAAUGAAAAGAAGAAAGCGGAAGAGAAAUGUGAGAGUCUUUGCAAUGAGCUGUCUUCGCUCAUAACUGAGAAAGAACAACACGAUGAAACCGAUCGGAUCGCAUUGAAGAAUGAAAUGAAUAUAUUACAACAAGCAAAACUUGAUAAGGAACAAGAAUUCAACGCGUUGAAAUCGCAGGUGAUCAAUCUAGAAUUGUCGCUAUCGGAAACCUCUGAUCAGAAGGAGAAACUUGCAGCAAAACUUCAGUCUGUGGAGAGCGAGUUGGAAGAAUCCACCAACAUCAGGCAACGUCUGGAAAGAGAGGUGAAAUCAUCGAAGACUGACUUCGAGAAUCUUGAACUACAGAUGAAGGGGUAUAUCGAAAAAGAGGAGUACUAUCUGAAGCAACUAUGUGAGUACAAGCAGCAUUUAGAGGAAAAGACUGACACAAUUGAGCGCGGAUCUAAGGAGCAAAGUGAACUACGAAAUACAAUCGUACAGCUGGAACAGAAGAUGGCUUUGAAGCAACAGGAGAGUACCGAGCAAAUGUCCAUAGUUAAAGGCGAACUGAUGGAAAAAAUAGAAAUCGCGGAAAGGUGUAGCGAGGAACAGAAAGCUGUUUUGAGCGACUUACGUAAAGAAAAAGAUGAACUAUCGAAGCAGCUGCAUGAAACUUCGAUUGAACGUGAAGAUUUUGCGAAACAAAUCGCAGAGAAAAAUGCACGAUUAGAAAACAUCAGUCAGCAAGUACUUUCAUUGGAGGAUCAGUUAGUCGAUGUAAAAAUGCAAAAUGCACAAAUAAUACUUGGUCGUACGCAAAUCGAAAAAGCUAAGAACGACUUAGAACUAGAAGUAUGCUCUCUGAAACAGAAAUGUGAACAGAAGGAACUCGAAAACUCUGCAAAAUUAAACGAAAUUGAAAUGAUGAAAAAGCAGAUAUCGAAGCUGAACGAAAGCAUGGAAGACAUCCAGAAGCAGCUUUCCGAGAAGUGUGUGCAAUUUCAGUAUAAAGAGAAUGCAGAAUCAACUGCCAGAAAACAAAUCGAAGACACGAUUGAGCAAAUCGAAACACUUGAACAGUGUAAGGCGCAGCUGCUGAGUCAGUUGGAUGCGGAGAAGAAAAGGGUACUGUUUUAUGCAAAUGAUGAACUUCCAUCACUUAAGACUACAAUAAAACAACUUUGCGAAAGCGAAAAAGAAUUGAAGACCAAAUUAGCGGACAGUGCGGAGGUAAUAACUCAUCAAUCUCGUGAAAUUCAGCGACUAACUGAACUUUGUGAGCAAAAAAGAUCCACCAAUCAGAAAUUGUCAGAAGAGCUGGAAGAAGCAAGACUAUCACCACCGCUACAAUCGGACGGGCGUCCGUCGCUGGGAGAUAGCAGAGUGGCCCAAGCGCUCCGCAAAGAAAACGAGGACCUGUUGAAACAGCUGAAUGAGGUGCAGAAGGUGAACGCGUUGAAGAUGAAGCAGCUGCAGGACAAGUUGGAUGAAAUGAAACAUUUUGAGGUGGAAAACAUCAAACUCAAGGAGGAUAUCUCAACCAUGCGACACGAUUUAAGUUUCCAGGAAAAAGAAACCCAAAUCGUUGAGCUAACCGAGAAGAUAAAUCACUACGAGUUGGUGUGCGAGGAAACAACCACUCGACAUAGGUCGCUUCAGCGACAAAAUGAUGAACUGCGUGUGAAGCAUCAGAACCUGGUGAUGGAGAUGGACGAUUUACGAAGAAUAGCGGAUAAGGAUCGAAGAUCACGCCGUCAGAGCACUCACGACGAUCGACGCGGUGUGCUUUUCAACACAAAGGAUAGAUCCACCAUGACGGAUCCCAGCUCUACUGAUUGCGGAUGCAUAGAAAUGGACAACCAAAUUAGGGAACUAAAGAGGCAGUUAACGAUUAAAAAUUGCCAACUUAACACACAGAAAAUGAUGGCGGCAACGAAUCCCCUCAAGAAUGAUGUCAUUGAGCUGCGUAACUUGGUCAAGGAUCGGGAAAUGGAAAUCUUCAAGCUACAGAAUGAAAUUCAAACGCUCUCGGUGACGGUGCAGAAUGAACGGAAGCUGGCCGACAAGCGUUGUAGCAAUUGUGUGCGCCAGGAACGUAUGCGCUCGCUCAGAAGUGAUAAGGCAGUUCUAACGGAUCGUGACGAUUCCAUGGAAGCUUUGAACCAGACCAAAAAGCUGGAAGAAACCCAGGAGGAGCUUAGGAACUUGAACGAGAAAUACCAAAACAUGAAACGAUUAUGUAGAAUAAGGAAUGAGAAAAUUGCUAGUCUCAGUCAAGACAUCAUGGAGAAGGAGAACGAGAGCAACUAUGCGAACAAGAGUGUUCAGCAGGAGAUAUACCACCUCAAGAGUCAGUUGAAAGAGAGUGAGCACAAGGCGCUGUGCAUGCAGCGAAUGCUCCAGGGAAAAUGUGGAGUGCCGAAAGUGGAUAAACUGAUGCAAACUGAACCAUCCAGGAAUGCAGUUGAUAAUGAUGAGCUUGACACGUUGCGUACGAAGUAUGAGAAGUAUAAAAACAUGGCUAUUGCACUGUUGGAACAAAACGAGGAUUUAAGGAGGAAGCUAUCGUCACCGUUGAUAAACAGUAGCAACACCUAGAAUUUGUUUCCCAACAGUUCCAUCCCAUCGAGAUUGGAGUUAAUUUUUCCGUCCAGAUAAUUUAAUCAUUCUUGAUUCACCAGUUGUUUGUUUGGGCAUUUUGUUUGUGAUAUUUUUUUAUCUUCGGUCUGUGUAAAUGAAACCAAUUCCUCCUGCAUAGAUGACGAAUUGGAGAGACCGAUUAGAAAAAUGUUCAUGUAGAAUUAAUAUAUUUAGCAUCCCGUUAAAAUAUUCGAUUUUCCUGCAUCGUUGCGUUCGAAUCGUUUAUUAGAUGUAAAUUUCAUUAUCUACCUAUUAUUAUGUAAAAACUUUCUUACUACUAAUCAUGAAUUAUUUAUUCGUACUGUGUACAAACUAAUAUUAAAUUCUUUAAGGAGAACGCAUUAUAAAUGUACAUUACUUAGUCUAAUAAUACGAAGUUUGUGAAAAGGAAAACAAUCGGGUGCAGAUAAUGCGAGUGUGGAAUACAAGCCGAUUUUUUCAUUCAACAUGUA
This is a messenger RNA of Toxorhynchites rutilus septentrionalis, 8080 nucleotides long. RefSeq names its product centromere-associated protein E (gene cmet). Gene Ontology annotation, biological process: microtubule-based movement; mitotic cell cycle. Gene Ontology annotation, cellular component: microtubule. The transcript is spliced from 8 exons. Bases 657 to 7586 code for a protein of 2309 amino acids. NCBI's taxonomy places the organism in Eukaryota, Metazoa, Arthropoda, Insecta, Diptera, Culicidae. The record is from RefSeq and is a predicted model, not a curated record. Gene Ontology annotation, molecular function: microtubule binding; plus-end-directed microtubule motor activity; ATP binding.